UGAUUGCCGCCCGGAAGCAUUAGGGAAGGAAGACAUCGAAUGACUUCGAUAGAGAGAGAGAGAACGCUUCGCUUGCUUUGGUUGAAGUUGAAGUGCUGUGCUGGGGAAGGGAACGAUGUCGUUUUGCUCUUCCCUGUCAUCGCAGGCGCAGCCCUUCUCCCUUCUCUCGGAUGUCAAGUUCUCAAUCUCGAAUGGCGGUCGCAGCAGCAGAAAGCCCUCGAGGUUCUCUUCUGCAAGCGCAAGGCCUCGAUUCGUCGCCUCUGCUGAUGUCCCCGAUUUUCUCUCUGCGGACUGGCUCGAGUCCCGGAAGAAAAGACCUUUUGGCCCAAGGCUGAACUUUACUGCAAAGGAAGCUGUGCAACACCAGCUUGAUUCGUUGAAGUACAAUGACCAGCCUCGACAAGAUUAUGGUAUCGAAGUUAUGUAUAGGUUUGCUGGGUUUGAUCCUUUUGAGAGGUCAACUUACUUUGGACCCUUCUUUGAUCUGGGGCAGUUUGAAAGGUUUAGGAGGAUUUUUCACCAUUCGACAUACAGAGUUUUACUCGGCCACAAGGACAGGAAAAUCUUGAGCAGCCUGUUUGUAAAGGAGAAUCGAUAUAAGCAGCGGGUAUGGGUACGAGGAGCUCGGCCGGAGGAGGAAGAAAUAUUUGAAUUUACAUUGGGUCAGAGAGUUGGUGGAUCUUGGGAUGGCUACUGGCUCACCGAAUCUCUGCUGCAUGAUGGGGAUGCUUUUUCUGGGGGUUUAGCUUACUAAUGAUCAUGCUUUCCAUCAGUUAGCAAUUUCACGAGGGUUGAUGUUAACGACCAAGGGGCUUGCAUGAUCUCGGCCUCGAAUGGUUGUGUAUAGACAUACAGAUACGUACACGUAGACAUACUAGGAAAUGAUGUAUACUGCUAUUAGUAAAAUACAUUUUGUACAUAGAGAUACUGAUUGGUGCAUAUAUUUCUUAGGCCCCUUCACUAUGUUUGAUGAGCGGAGUGGUUUCCUUUGUUUCCUUUCUAGAGUGAUAUAUGGCAAGAGUAUUUAUACAAAGGGAAGUUUUAAAUUUUAA
Molecule: messenger RNA, 1052 nt
Organism: Punica granatum (pomegranate)
Lineage: Eukaryota; Viridiplantae; Streptophyta; Magnoliopsida; Myrtales; Lythraceae
Source: RefSeq, a predicted model, not a curated record